AUGAAACAUUUCAUAUUAAUCUUUCCCAUUGGGGAUGACGUAAUGGGUACUAUUAUUCAAACUAUAUAUUCUGUUAUUGUGUUCGUCGGCAUCAUCCUAAACAUUUACGUGGUCAACAAAAUGUCUAGAUUAUACAAAUCAGACAAAGAUCAGUUCAUCAAUGGAACAGGAAUCUACUUGAUGUCAAUGGCAGUUUGCGAUGCCGUCAAUCUUGUGUUAUCCUGCUUUGAAAUGCUCACUUACUUACUAUCUAUCACAUCAAGCGAGCAGGCAGCAAGUAUUUUGUGCAAGAUCGCCGAGUUCACACUUCGAUGCUCCUACACCUAUAGUAUGUACUGCUGGUUAUUCAUGUCUGGACUACGGUAUCUGGCAGUGUUCUCUCCGAUCCACUAUACAACGCUUUGGAGAAGCCCGUGGCACAUGGUGAUACCAUGCUUCAUUGUGGCCAUUAUUUCGAACAUGUAUUUGCUGGUUGCAGUGAAGCAGGAAAACUUCCAAUGUAUUUUGAUUAUUGAUGAGUAUUCAACAUUGUACAACAGUGUUGAUGUGUUCAUCUCCACUUUGUUACCAGUCUCCUUUAUUCUCGCACUGGAUCUCUUGGUACUAUGUUUUCGUCCAUCUAGACAGCAAAACGAUCCAUUGCUACAGAUUGUUUUCCAUAGACUAGAUGAAGAUACGGAGAAGAGGAAAAUGAUAACAACUCGGAAAUUCAUGCUGGUCACGCUGCUCGCCGUGAGCUUAUCCACUCCAGAUGGUAUCCUUCGAGCUAUCAGGCCGUAUAUCGACGGGAACGUUGUGUUCAUUUUGUUUCAAGUCUUCAAAGGAUCUUAUUUAGCAAGGUUCACAUUCAACGCGUUUUACCUAACACUGUUCGUUUUCGACCGGAACAUUUUAUCCAAAGUUUCAUCUUCUCGUCACUUAUCGGUCUCGAUGCGUCGUCUUGAAGAAGAGCCGGCAAUUGUUCCCCGUGAAAGAAGCCGAACACUUUCCUGUCAAAGACCACCACUAGUGCACAAUUUGAUGCGAAAUUCUUCCUGUAUAAUUUACAAGGAUGACAAAGAUGACAAGGAGAACAACGAGACGUCGUCAACUCUGUGGGUGUGAAUUUUUUCAAUUUUUCUGUUUUCUUUUUUUUUCCUUCUGUUUGUAUCUUUCUUGCGAGGUUUUUUCUCACAUUCGAGUUGCUUAUUUUGUAUCAUAUUACAAGUAAUCCACGAUUUCUAGUUAAACGGGAAUC
Molecule: messenger RNA, 1237 nt
Organism: Caenorhabditis elegans
Lineage: Eukaryota; Metazoa; Nematoda; Chromadorea; Rhabditida; Rhabditidae
Gene: F54E4.2
Product: G-protein coupled receptors family 1 profile domain-containing protein
Exons: 6
Coding region: 1-1104 (367 amino acids)
Biological process (GO): G protein-coupled receptor signaling pathway; signal transduction
Cellular component (GO): membrane
Molecular function (GO): G protein-coupled receptor activity
Source: RefSeq, marked reviewed